Molecule: messenger RNA, 258 nt
Organism: Vanderwaltozyma polyspora DSM 70294
Lineage: Eukaryota; Fungi; Ascomycota; Saccharomycetes; Saccharomycetales; Saccharomycetaceae
Exons: 1
Source: RefSeq, a predicted model, not a curated record
AACAAUUGUUUUGAAGACGGUGAAAUGGAAACUAUAUCUACAGGUAGAUUAUCAGUAUUUUCAGGAAUUAUUGCAAGUUUAAUGCAAUCCGAUUUAUUUGAUGAUGAAUCGUAUCCUAUUGAUGCGUUAUUAACUGAAAUUAAUGAAAGAUUGGGUGAUGAAGAUAAGUUCACUGUUCAAGAAUAUCUUGCAGGUUUAAGGGUCAUGUCAGAAAGAAAUAAUUUAAUGGUAACUGAUAAUAAAGUUUGGAGAGUUUAG